Prinia subflava (tawny-flanked prinia) is the source of this 2644-nucleotide messenger RNA. It is a transcript of the gene ASB11, whose product is annotated as ankyrin repeat and SOCS box containing 11. The coding region runs from base 58 to 918 and encodes 286 amino acids. Gene Ontology annotation, biological process: protein ubiquitination; positive regulation of protein catabolic process; intracellular signal transduction. The transcript is spliced from 7 exons. Gene Ontology annotation, molecular function: protein binding. Lineage: Eukaryota; Metazoa; Chordata; Aves; Passeriformes; Cisticolidae. The record is from RefSeq and is a predicted model, not a curated record.
GCUGCAGGGCUGCACAGUCCAUCUGUAGGCAUUCAAAAAGAGCCCUUUCUUUCAGUCAUGCCGCUCCCAGCUGAGAAAGGGAGGUGUGCCCUGUAUGGGAACUAUAUUUGCCACACCUUUCAGGGAGGCAGCUGGGCAGACCGGUCCCCUCUUCAUGAUGCUGCCUUCCAGGGACGCCUCCUCUCUCUGAAAACCUUGAUUGCACAGGGUUUCAACGUGAACCUGGUGACCACAGACCGUGUGUCAGCUCUCCAUGAAGCUUGCCUGGGGGGCCACGUCGCCUGCGCCAAGGUGCUGCUGGAAAACGGAGCCCAGGUCAAUGCAGCCACCAUCGACGGCAUCACCCCCCUGUUCAACGCCUGCUGCAGCGGCAGCGCAGCCUGUGUCAGCGUGCUGCUGGAGUUCGGGGCCAAGGCGCAGCUCGGGAGCCACCUGCCCUCACCCAUCCACGAAGCAGUCAAGAGAGGUCACAGGGAGUGCAUGGAGACCCUUCUGGCACAUGAGGUUGACAUUGACCAAGAAGACCCUCAGCAUGGGACCCCUCUCUACAUGGCCUGCACCUACCAGAGAACAGAAUGUGUCAAGAAGCUUUUGGAGCUAGGAGCCAAUGUGAACAUGGGGAAGCGAUUGGACACCCCCCUGCAUGCAGCAGCGAGGAAACCCAGCGUGGAGAUUGUUGUCCUGCUGACAGACUAUGGUGCUAACCCAAAAUGCAGAAAUGCUGACCUCAAAUGUGCCCUGGAUCUUGCUACACCCCACAGCAAAGUGGAGCAGGCGCUUCUGCUUCGGGAAGGUCCUGCCAGCCUUGCCCAGCUGUGCAGGUUGUGUAUCAGAAGGCAGCUGGGUCGGUCAUGCCUGUACACAGCCCACAAGCUGCACCUGCCUGAGCCACUUGAGAACUUCCUCCUGUAUCGAUAACUCUGUGACUGCCUUUAGACUGGAAAAGAAAGAGGAGCAAAUGGUUGUUUACUCCCAGACUAUUUUAUCAAAGAAAAAAAAUCAAUGGCAUCAUUUACCGUCUUCUGUGGCUACCAAACGUUACCUGCUGUGUGACAGUGAAAAUUGAAAACAUCUUUUCACAGGCAGUGAAUGGUAUUAUGGAUACAGUUCCCUUACAAUCUAUUGCCACAUCGACUUGCACCAGCCUGACAAGUUCUAGUACAUAAACAUCUCACUUGACACAUUUAUAGACGCAUAGGCACAAGUCCACUCACCCACACACACACACAGAUGUCCCCUGCAUUUAGGGCUAUAUGUAUUUGUACAGUAUCUGUGCAUCUUCUUCCCUUUGCCCAUCCAAUCUCAAUGUCAAAAUCAAGGCAGUGGAUGUUUUUCGUCCAUUAGUGUGGGAAAAUGAAAGCUUUCAGUGAUGAACAUCAGACAUAUACAAUAUACUGCACAUCUUUUAUCAGAUUUGAUUUUGCACCCUUUCAUCUCCUUCCUAUUGUCUACUGGAGCCCUACCAAUUUCCAGUGGUCUCUGGCUGUCCAGCCACUGUGCUCAUCCCUGUGCACAGCUAUCCCCAAUGCUAACACAUCUCGUCCUUGGAGGUACAAGCAAUGUUAUGAAAGCAGGUGCAGGGAUUUUGAGUAAACCCACAAAAAUGUGUGAAAGCCUUAAAAAACCCUUCCAUCUCUUCUAGAAAAAAAUCCCUCCAAAGUUAUAUCACCUGAGAUCUGGCUGUAUUCAUUACAUGAGCAUUUUUUCAUAGCUUAAUUCCAUGACAGAACUGCAAAUGUUUUUAUAGGCAUAGUAGGUAAUAUUUUAAUGUCCAUCCUUUGCAAGGUUUAAAAAAGCAAAGGAAGGAGUUCUUUUUUUUUGGCUUUGCAUGGCUGACAUUUCUCAAAGUAAGUCCUUGGACUCUGGAGCUGGACAAAAGCAGGACAACUAAAGAUAACUGUGCAUCAUCCAAACGUUGUCCAUUUGGGAUUGGAGUGUUAAUGGAUAAGUGUUGGAUUUUCCUCACUAGGCAUGGUUUGCAGGCUUGUCUGCUCCCUCAUCCCCUAUUCUUGAGGCUUUAAUUACUCCCUAGAGGAAAGGAUUUUUAGAAUGCUAUAAUUGUAAUGCAUUGUGAUACUAGUUUAAAAAUGUGAGGAUUAGUAGUACCUCUGAGUUGAGAAAUGCGGUAUACAGUGACAUUUACAGUGCCUGUUUGGCUUUGUAAAGGUUUGUUUAAUUUUCCUGGGGAGGUUCUUCUGGGGGGUGAAACAUUUCUUCAGAGCAAAGUUUUGGUAAACUUCUACCGUGAGACAGGCAAUGGUGUUUCACUAGUUGUAGUAAAAUGGGAAGCAGAAUUAAAUUAGUCUGUCUCCAUUUUGCUCAGCUUCAUAGGUCCCAGAGGCUGCUGACACAUUUUCAGGCUGUCAAAUGUAGUGGUUUCUUUAUGAGUUAGGCAUCCUGGUACCAACUUUCACUGCCCACACAUCUUAAGUCAGAGGGAAUUGGCUUCCUGGAGCCUGAUACAGGACUGGCUUCCAGCAUCAUUCAAGCUCCUGUCCCUGCCCCAGCAGCAGCAGUCUCUCGUUCAAUGUUAAUCCCUUAAUGUCACCGUGACAGUUUGUCCGAGACAAAGGUCUAAUGUUUCCCAUACUUCUUGAUGAUUAAUUCAGCACAAGCAAGAUAAAUUGAGCUCUCAGCAGCUCAU